AAUAUUGUGUUCCACGUGCAUUUGUUAUGGGUGCUUUAGGACGUUAGGACCAUACCGAUAGUGUGUUAUUUAUGUUGUUUGGAAAGUUUAUAGUCUGUCAUCAGAGAAUAGCUACAGGCGACGAAAUAUCAUGAGAAUAAGAUGGACUUCCUGACAGUGAAAGGCUUAGCCACGGAAGCUAUAAACAGUAUAAAACUUGUUGAGCAAUUGGUCUGCCGCAUAAAAACUCGUGUAACUGAAGACAAGGUGACUGACCCAGCUUUCUGCGAUCUCAUCUACUUACUAGAAAGCAUCAUCUCCACAGAAGAUGUGACAUCUGCACAUAUCCACAUGGUUCUGGAUGUGGUGUGCUUACCUAUUCUGUAUAAGAUCCACCCCUCGUUUGACAGCCGUGUAGAAAACUUGGCUCUGCUGACUACAGUUAGCUCCCUUUGUGGUGCAUGUCUAGUCAAAGCUGAGGAGGCAAGAGCAGAGAGGCUGAUUGACCAGUGCCUGGGGCUGUUGAAGAGACACUGUCAGGGUGCUGACUUGCAGUCUGAAGCUGGAGAGACCUUGGACAUUUAUUGCUGUGUUGCUGUCUUACAGCACAUAUCCAAACACAGCCAGGGCAUAUUCUCACCCUCCUUACAAAGCAAACUUCUUCAGGCCUAUUUCAGUGUUGUAAAGUCUAUAAAAUUCUUGAAAGAUGGCUUACUCAUAAACAUUGCAUUAAAUUAUGUAAGGAACUUUAUGAAUGUAAGUGUCAAUGGAAAGCAAAACAGACUCUCUGCUGUGUGGGAAUUAAUUUGCGAGGAAUUUGAUGAAGGGAAUGAAAAACCAUACAUUUUACUAUGUGGAAUGGCCAGUCAUUUUUUCCCUGUAGUCAAUAACAAUUUAGUACUUGACUUAAAAUGUAAAGAUGACUUCUGGAGACUCAUUCAGCAAGGAGUAAGUCUAAGAACGUCCUCCUCCAGAAAACGAAAUAUGUACCUAUUGAAGCGGGUGACGGACAUUUGUCAUUCUUGUCAUCUAAGUGUUCAGAGUGAAAGUUUGUUCAAGUGGAGCCCCGAGGGAAACAUGGUAAUGGACAUCUGGGAAGACUACAUACUGCUGCUGGAAACUUUAGAGGAAACACAGGUUCAUGUAAUAAAGCCAGUACUUCCACGGUUAUCUAAAGUAAUCAAAGCAACACAGCUGGAUCAGAAUGGUGAAGGGGUAUUGCACACUUCCUGGUUAACUGCCAUCUUCAAAAGAUUACUGAUGCAUGAAAGUAUUUUUGUGGUGAGAUGGACAGUUGAUGCAGUUUUGAAGUUAAACCUCCAGCUCUGUCCAAUGCUUGAGCAAGGUCAAGACAAGUACUUUUGUGAGGAUUUCUUGCUGUCAAUACAAGAACCAAAAUUAUUUGUCAGACCAGAUGGGGCACCGGCAGGUUCCUGUCUCACUUGUGGUGAGGUACUCACUGGGUUCUUCCAAAACUGCUGGGAUGUCUUGGGCAAUUCACCAACACAAACAUCUUUCUUUAGAAACAUCUUGACAACAAUACUAGAAAACACAUGGAGUCCGGUGCCAUUACAGUUUAUAUUUGAAGCUCUAUCCAAAAUCCCAUCUACCCCAAUCCUAGACUCCUCAGGGCUUCAAGACUUGAAAAAUGGCGUAACCAAUAACAUGAGAACAUGGGACGGUUUUACUAGAGGGACUGUGCAGUGUUUCUGUGGUCAGAUUCUUAUGAAUCUUAUCAACAUAGAAAAAGCAUCGCCUUUGCAAUUUUUUUCCACGCUCACCAUGUUUACCAGGAGUGAGAGUUUGUCCAGAGGAACAGGGUUAUGGAAGGAGGUCUCUGAUUGGCUGAAAACAGUCACAAAACUGGGAGUGAAGAAUUGGACAACAGAAGACAUUAAAGCAUGCAUUAGGAACCAAAUUACCAAACAUCUGUCCACCAUGGAAGAAGGGGUAAGUGUCCCAGAUGAAGGAGACAUUGUAACAACCAGUCGUUUGAUAAUGCUGUCUGUGGACGCAGACAUUCUCCCUCUCAAGCCCAGAUCUGAGAUGGAGACAUAUUCCAUGACUCACACCCUACAGUCACUCAUUGAUAUCAUCAAUGAUUUCCCUACACAUCCCUACAUGCCUGUCAUCAAGGUGGAGAGAGCAUUGCAGUUGUCUGUGGGCCUCAAGAUGGAAGGUGGAGACACUGCUGGAGAUGAAGUUUGUGAGUUUAUCCAGUCAUCCAUAGGUACAGCAGCUGUUUCUGUGGUGAUAUUUCUCCAACAAAGGCUGGCAGGGGGAUGGAAGCAGAUGAAUGAUCUCCCUUCACUAAAGCUGUGCUGUGAAGCGCUACAGUUGAUUGUUUGCAGGCCACAUGAUUCUCAUGUUAGAGAAGCAAUUGAAAAGUUAUCUACAAGAUGCUUUCACUUCCUGAACACUUUGAACCAGGACAGUACAGAAGACCAGAUUGUUCGAUUGGCAGCUAGUUCAGUUUUGGGUACCAUUGUGCAGCAUGUUGCAGACCCAGACCUUAUAGGCCGUUUGCUAUCUCACAUCCAAUCUGCAUCUUCAUUUAUUCCCUCCACAUUUGUGAAGCCUCACUCAGAUGCUGGUAUUAGCCAAAAGGAAUGGGGGAAACUUACGUCAGAUUUCAUGACCAGCCAAUGGCAAACCGUUUCCUUCUUCUUGAGGAAUUACACCAAGUCAUGUGAUCCCUUUAUCACCUUGGAUAAAUGUUUGGAUUAUUUGUCAAUCAGUUCAGGUGAUGCGACCAUCGUCAUCUUCAAAUGUAUCACGAUUUUACUGCCUAAGAUGAUCGAUGAAGGAAAGGUUGACACCAUUGUGAAAGUUCUCCGAGUAGCAGGAGCUUACCUGAUCGAGCAUCAAGGAAGGGGAACUAGCUACUGGCCCUACCUAGAGGCUUACACGGAAAUGGUCUUCCAGCAGUCACUAACCACACAGUCCAAGGACUCAACUGUCACACAGAAACUUCUACAGAUUGCUAAUGAACUGUUGGUGACUGGAGAAGAGAAGAGGGGAGUGGUAAAUGUGUUGCUGAAUCGUCUGAUCACGGAAUGCCCCCUACCAAUGGAGAAUUUCCUACCAGUCAUCGUCAAUUGCUGCAUGUUUGGCUCAAUGAAUAAAAAACAAGACAAACACUUGAUGGAUGUCUAUAGUUAUAUAUCAUCAUUAGGUUCCACGUUAGCUGUUAAUCAGCUCCAGCCUUGGUUUCCAAGGAAUCUGAUGGUUAGAGUCCAGGUUGUGGAAUUCCUUUGUCAGUUAAAUCCACAGAUUCCUCUGCAUCACACGUUUGGAAAUUGUCUUCUCUCAGCGAUAUUUGAAAAGUACCAAGAAAUUGUUCAGCUCCCACAUAAAACUGUUUUCAUCAACUCAUUGCUACACCGUCAGAAAAACAGAUUGAUGCAGUUUGCUCUGCUUUUGGAGCCAUUUAUUUCAGAGGAGGAGAGUGAGAGAAUCUUCUGUGUGCUGUUGGACUUUCUCGGUGUGGCGAUGCAGCCCUCUGUCCGACAUUACCAGGAGUGGAUAUGCAUGCGGCUUAUCUGUCGUUUUCCAGUCCUCGUGUUUAAGCUGUGGCCAGCUUUUAAUACGAUGCAGGAGAAGAGUACCCCAGGCAUGUGUUCUCUGCUGUAUAUUAUGGCACACAUUGGACCACUGACAAGGACACAGUCUCAGGAAGAGUUUUAUGACACUGCCUUGACAAAGGUUUUGUCUCUGUGUAUGGCCCACCACUUCCACACCCGGAUCCAUGCCUUGGCUGUCCUGUCAUUGUUGUGGGACCAGUGUAAAACACUCAAACUUCAAGGAAUCAUUGGUCGCCAUGGCAUUAUCCAAGCCUGUUUCCUGCUGUCGGAUGAAGACAAUAAUUCUGCGAAGAACGUGAAGAAGAUUCUGGAGAACUAUUUUCUGACUGUCCUUGACAUUCAUAGAGACUACAGUGUGGAGACUAUCUUUCACACACUGCCCCGCCUUGGUUUGCUGUGUGACGAUGAGUGGAUCUCACCUCGCUAUUUCACUCAGUUCCCUAAGACUUCCUGUAUACCACUGUAUAAUUCUGACCCCAGUCUUUCACAGUGUCAGGAUAGGGCAUGGCAUCCUAAAGUCCAAAAUGAGACUGAGGAGGAGGAGGAUUCAGUUGGAGAUGUGCAGAAGAAGAUAAUGCCGUGGAGACUAAUGAAGCCAGACAAUGAGGUCAUCGAUGAAAUGGAAUCCAUCAAAAAACAAUUAAUCUCUGAUGGGCUUAUCCUAGUGACAUCACUUAUUGACAAAGUGCCAAAUCUAGGGGGACUUUGCAGGACCAGUGAAAUUUUUGGAGUAUCUGAGUUUGUCCUAAAUAAACUGAAAUAUGUGGAGGACAAAGUAUUUCAAUCUCUCAGUGUUACAGCUCAUAAAUGGGUCCCUAUUAGAGAGGUGUUCCACACAUGCCUCCCAGAAUAUCUUCAGCAGAAGAAGUCUCAAGGAUAUACCUUGGUUGGAGUGGAGCAGACGGCUAAUAGUGUGUCGCUUACUGACUUCAGCUUCCCCACUAAGACACUGCUCGUAUUAGGAAAUGAGAAGGAAGGAAUCCCUGCUGAUUUGAUUAGCUUAUUGGAUGUAUGUGUGGAAAUUCCACAGCAAGGUGUGAUACGAUCUCUAAACGUCCAUGUCAGCGGGGCCAUAUUGGUGUGGGAGUACAGACGACAGCAAAUGAUAAAGAACAGAAUGGUUUCCUCAAGCACCUAGUGUCCCACAGUUCGUCAUAAUAAUGUAAACUGACAUCAAGUCAAAUGUCAAUAGUGUAUUUCCAAAGUGCAUUCUAAAUACAAUCUAAAUGUCAGUUAAUGUACUCUAUAUAAAUACACCAGCAGUAUAACGAUAAUCUUCCCUAUUGACUCUGUACUCCACCACACUCUUCUACUGCUGCAGUUAUGUGUUCUGUAGACUUCACACGACUCCAAUGAAAUAAAGUAAUGACUUUAAAUGUCUCUUACAACUUUGGUUGUGGACUCUGUAUCAGUAUGAUUCAUGGGUGGGGACAACAGUGCAUCGCUCUAGGUAGCUUCUUCCAAGGUACUUCUUCCAAGUUACUGGUAGAUAGGUUUUCCCUGCAACAAAGUGUUGGCACCACCUCAGGACUGACAUACAGGAGAUAGUGCCACUAUGAAAAUAAAUGCAUUGAAAGACGGG
Messenger RNA from Ostrea edulis (European flat oyster), 5145 nucleotides. RefSeq names its product probable methyltransferase TARBP1. The transcript has 26 exons. The coding region runs from base 142 to 4701 and encodes 1519 amino acids. Lineage: Eukaryota; Metazoa; Mollusca; Bivalvia; Ostreida; Ostreidae. The record is from RefSeq and is a predicted model, not a curated record. Gene Ontology annotation, biological process: tRNA methylation. Gene Ontology annotation, molecular function: RNA binding; tRNA (guanine) methyltransferase activity.